Messenger RNA from Paramuricea clavata, 1865 nucleotides. NCBI's taxonomy places the organism in Eukaryota, Metazoa, Cnidaria, Anthozoa, Malacalcyonacea, Plexauridae. The record is from the annotation of a GenBank genome assembly.
UGAAUAUAACGUUAACUGUGUCACAAACCAAAAUGCGUUAUUUUUUACUUCAAAAGAAGUUAGAUUAAGGUUGCUCUCGUUUGCAUCUAUUUUGGAUAAUGUCUGGUUUCAUGCUGUCGUUGACCGCAGCCACGAAGACUUAGUAAUACUGCUUGAUGACAUUCAUGGCUUUCUAGUCACUAUACAAAUAACUAAGAAUGAAAUUAAUAUAGGCGUAGAUAGACAGUAUUAACCAACACCAGCAUGCCAAUUCUUCCUGCCUCGCAGCUUUUUAAUGACAUUUCAUCUGUCCCCAUAUAUCUACUAAAUUAUCAAGGCAUGUCACCAGGAGUACAAGCUGAACAAAUGAGAUUAACGUUUCUAAAAUAGAUAACUUAACGUUUCGGAAAGGUGUUUAAUGUUGUGAAACUGCGGGAAUCUUUAAUUCUUUACCAUUACAACUACGAGAUACUAUUAUACCCUGCUAUUUCUCAGUUCAAGCUCUAAACUGUUAGAACAUCAUUAUAGAACAGAAUAUGUAAAUGUCGAUAUUCCCCAAGACGUUUGCCAUGACGUUUGUCUGUAUCAACCAUUAUCAAACUCGUUCACAACAUAGCCGGAUUUUGAGGGAAGGUGUGGGGAGGUGCACACCUCCCCUGAGAUCGUUUUGCACCUCUCCUGAAAAGUCAUGCACCCCCUAGACCCUUGCUUAGGGUCUACACUUCGUAAGAACGUUUUUCUGUAAAAUUGAAACAAUGAUAGCCAUUCAUCUCUGUGUCAAGUACCCUUUUAAUGCAAUGUUUCGAAAGAAACUUUGUAGUAAUUCUAAUGAAGGACAAAAUUGGAUGAGUUGUACAGUCAUAAUUGACUAAUACACUGAUACAUAUGUACACUACAUGUAUACGCCACGUCGUUGACUUUGGCCCGUUCUGGUCGUGAGCUAGACCGCUGCACCUCCCCUAAAUUUUUUCCCCCCUUCCCCACUAUCCCCACCAAAAUCCGGCCUUGGUUCACAAGAGGGACAACGACAACAACAGCAGCAAUAACGACGACAAUAGAGACCUUAAGAUCUAGGACGCAACGUGACGACGCCGACUAGUAAUAAUAUACAAUGAAAUGAACUUUAAGAAAAGAAAUGAAUAAUUAAAAUACUCAUGGGACAUUUAGACGCCGUCCUCGGUCUGUUUACAACCGGUUAACCAGAGCUUUUACGUCCUCAGUGUGUACAACGUUUGCAUUUUAGGCUAUGUUUACAUUGUAUCGGAUCACUUUGCGUCCGACGCAAAAACCAUACCGGAUAGGGCUUCUGUUUACAUAUGAAAUGUUGUUAUCGUCUCAAUUUCUGCAACGGACCGGUGGUGCGGCGGUUCGCUCUUCGAAGUGGUGCGCGAUGUAUCGGAUCGCUUUUUGCAACGCUCUCAUUGCAAUGUAAACACCAAUCGGAGCAAUUUUCGGUUCAAUGCGUGACUCAAGAUGGCAUCAGGGAAACAAAGACUUGCUAUUCUAAUCUUAUUUGCGGGUAUAGCUUGCUCACUUAUAAUAUUUUUGCAGCCUAGACCUAGGCCUUCUAUUUUUAUUGAUAUUUUUUUAAUAUUCAGCGCUUUUUUACAUGAAAAGACUGGGACUAGGUGAUUUGGGGGCGGGGCGGAGGAAGGAUACAAGCCUGACGCAAUCCUCCGCCCCGCCCCCAAAUCACCUAGUCCCAGUCUUUUCAUGUGAAAAAGCGCUGAAUAUGAAAAAAUAUAAAUAAGACUAGAAGGCCUAGGUCUAGGCUGAUAUUUUUGUAUUUAGUUGGGCGAGGGCGGAAGCUGUUUACACUUGGGCCGUAACGUUUCGUGAACGAAGCAAAAACCGAUCCGAUACAAUGUAAACAUAGCCUUAGUCAC